AUGCCAAGUUCGAGUUUUCCAGUCCCUUCCAAGUUUCCACUCGGCCCACCGGCUGCAGCCUGCGGGAGCGGACACACCGCGGGGCCCGCGCAGCGCACCACUGGCACCAUGAAGUCCGCGGAGGAAGAACACUACAGUUAUGCGUCCUCCAGCCUCGCCCCUGGCCUGCCCCUCAGCACAGCACAUCCGGCACUGCCAGCCACCUGCCAUGACCUGCAGACGUCGAAUCCCAUCAUCUCCGUUCUCCCAUCAGCAGGUCACCCCUCGGGCUAUGGGGGCACAGUGGACAGUGGGCCACCUGGGUACUUUCUGCCCUCGGGUGCUGCCCGACCCAAUGGUGCCCCAGCUUUGGAGAGCCCUCGCAUCGAGAUCACAUCCUACCUGGGCCUACACCAUGGCAGCAACCCAUUCUUCCACGACGUCGAGGUGGAGGAGGCCAUCCCUGGUGCCAGGCGUGCACCCUCCACAGCCACGCUGCCCCUGCCUGGCCUCGAGGCCUACCGGGACCCUAGCUGCCUGAGCCCUGCCAGCAGCCUGUCUUCUCGUAGCUGCAACUCCGAAGCGUCCUCCUAUGAGUCUAACUACUCGUACCCCUACGCCUCCCCCCAGACGUCCCCCUGGCAGUCCCCGUGUGUGUCCCCCAAGACCACUGACACUGAGGACGGCUUUCCACGGGGGCUGGGGGCCUGCACCCUGUUGGCCUCUCCCCGCCACUCGCCAUCCACCUCGCCACGGGCCAGUGUCACCGAGGAGAGCUGGCUGGGCCCACGUGGCUCCCGGCCCUCCUCUCCCUGCAACAAGCGCAAGUAUGGCCUCAAUGGGCGGCAGGCGUCGUGCUCACCGCACCCCUCACCUACACCAUCCCCGCAGGGCUCCCCACGUGUCAGCAUCACCGAUGACACCUGGCUGGGUGACUCCACACAGUUCACCAGCUCGGCCAUUGUGGCUGCCAUCAAUGCCCUGUCCACUGACAGCUCACUGGACCUGGGCGAGGGCGUGCCCGUGAAGGCUCGCAAGACCACGCUGGAGCACACAGCUGCCAUGACACUCAAAGUGGAGCCUGCCUGUGAGGACCCAGGCGCCACCCCACCCGCCACAUCCUUCUCCUCUGAGGAGUUCCCCCCAUUCCAGCACAUCCGCAAGGGGUUCUGCGAGCAGUACCUGUCGGUGCCAGUGCCACAGACCCCCUGCCCCUGGGGGAAGCCCAAGCCACUCUCCCCAUCGUCCUACGUGAGCCCGUCUUUGCCUGCCCUUGACUGGCAGCUGCCGCCUCACUCAGGACCAUACGAGCUUCGGAUCGAAGUGCAGCCCAAGUCCCACCACAGGGCCCACUACGAGACGGAAGGGAGCCGGGGGGCUGUGAAGGCAUCAGCCGGAGGACACCCCAUUGUUCAGUUACACGGUUACUUGGAAAAUGAGCCCCUCACACUCCAACUGUUCAUUGGGACGGCAGAUGACCGCCUGCUGAGGCCUCACGCCUUCUACCAGGUCCACCGGAUCACGGGCAAGACGGUGUCCACCACUAGCCAUGAGACGAUUCUCUCCAACACCAAGGUCUUGGAGAUUCUGCUGCUGCCAGAGAACAGCAUGCGGGCAGUCAUCGACUGUGCUGGGAUCUUGAAGCUCAGGAACUCUGACAUUGAGCUUCGCAAAGGGGAAACGGACAUCGGGAGGAAGAACACACGCGUGAGGCUGGUCUUCCGUGUCCACAUCCCGCAGCCUGGCGGCCGGACCCUGUCCCUGCAGGUCGCGUCCAACCCCAUCGAGUGUUCUCAGAGGUCGGCCCAGGAGUUGCCGCUGGUGGAGAAGCAGAGCACAGACAGUUACCUUGCGAUUGGUGGCAAGAAGAUGGUGCUCUCAGGACACAACUUUCUGCAGGACUCCAAAGUCAUUUUCGUGGAGAAAGCUCCAGAUGGUCACCACGUUUGGGAAAUGGAAGCAAAAACCGACAGAGAAAUGUGCAAACCAAACUCACUGGUGGUUGAGAUCCCACCUUUCCGUAACCAGAGGAUCACCAGCCCGGUCCAGGUCAACUUCUACGUCUGCAAUGGGAAGCGCAAGCGGAGCCAGUACCAGCACUUCACCUACCUGCCUGCUAAUGUUCCAGUUAUAAAAACGGAGCCCACUGACGACUAUGAGCCUGUGCAGACCUGUGGCCCAGUGAGCCCAGGACUUGAUCCUCUCUCGAAGCCCUACUAUGGCCAACAGCUUCUGCUGCCGCCCGACCCCAGUGCAUGCCUGGUGGCCGGCUUUACUUCCUGCCAGCAGAGAAGCGCUGUGAUGUCCCCUCCUCCUGGCACAAGCCCAAAACUCCAUGACCUCUCUUCUGCCACUUACACUAAGUGCAGCCCCAGCUCCAGCCUCGGCCACCUCGGCCUCCAGCAGCCCGCUGGAGGGACCCCCAUCACUCAGGAAGUGCCAAGACCCAGAGCCGUCCCCCCAAGUGCUCCCCACUCGUCAUCUCACACCACACUGCAACCGCAGGUGAGUCAACAUCUCAGCAGUAGCAGUCCCCUUGGUUACCAGCAAACACGCUGUCCCAACAGUCCCACUCCUCCGGUGCUGCCUGUCACCCAAGAGCCAACCUAUUUGCAGCCCUGCAGCCCAACAUGCCCAUCCGCAGUGGGCCACCAGCCGCACCAACCUCUGAAGGUUCACAGACAUGCGUCUCCAACCACCCAGCCUCUGUCACUGCCAGAGUUGCAUGAGGACAGUAAUCAUAAUUUGGUCCCUAUUCCUGUAACCAUCAAGCGAGAACCAGAAGACUUGGACCAGUUGUACCUGGACGAUGCGUACUCCAAGGUGUGGGCGCAGACCUGCUGCGACAUCAAGAGCCUGCUGGCCUCCGUGACUAGUCAGAACACCAGCUACCCACUAGCUGUUUACUCUGCUCUUCCCCGAGGGUUUCUUGGCGAAGCCAAGCCCAGCCCACUGCUGUGGAACCAAUUCGGCAGUGACCAUUGCUGCUGCCAGGGUUUCUCUGAGAGUCUGAAGUUCCGUGCUUCCCUGUGUGUGGUCUUCCCUGCAACAGCAGAUAGUCUGAAGCACAAUGGCCAGGUGCUGUGCUCCAUGUCGCUGCUGUAUCCGGGCACGUGA
Elephantulus edwardii (Cape elephant shrew) is the source of this 3096-nucleotide messenger RNA. It is a transcript of the gene NFATC1, whose product is annotated as nuclear factor of activated T-cells, cytoplasmic, calcineurin-dependent 1. Bases 1 to 3096 code for a protein of 1031 amino acids. Lineage: Eukaryota; Metazoa; Chordata; Mammalia; Macroscelidea; Macroscelididae. Gene Ontology annotation, cellular component: transcription regulator complex. The transcript is spliced from 11 exons. Gene Ontology annotation, molecular function: DNA-binding transcription factor activity, RNA polymerase II-specific; RNA polymerase II cis-regulatory region sequence-specific DNA binding; transcription factor binding. The record is from RefSeq and is a predicted model, not a curated record. Gene Ontology annotation, biological process: regulation of transcription by RNA polymerase II; cytokine production; calcineurin-NFAT signaling cascade.